AUGUUGUCCUACAAGUGGAAAUUCAUAGUUUUGUGUUGGGGGCCGAAAACAAAUGUGACCAUCCUCGUCCUUGAUCUAGUCAUGGUGGCGCUGCUCUUCUCCAAUAGUGGAGCAGCUGCUGCCAUUGGCGCUGUGGGAUACAAAGUUGCGGCACCUGCAGGACCCACCAACGAUUUCUUGACGCAACAUAAAGAGAAUGAGCCUGCGAAGUGGGAGAAGAUCUGUGACAUGUUGGAGAAGUACUGUCACUUCACUACUGCUUCCAUUGUUUUGUCUCUCCUUGGAGCUCUGAUCUUUCUCAUACUGGUAGUGCUCACGGCUUUGCAUCUCAACAAAAGGAGGAAUCUCUAG
Telopea speciosissima is the source of this 351-nucleotide messenger RNA. Its product is annotated as CASP-like protein 1E1. The transcript has 3 exons. The record is from RefSeq and is a predicted model, not a curated record. Lineage: Eukaryota; Viridiplantae; Streptophyta; Magnoliopsida; Proteales; Proteaceae. The coding region runs from base 1 to 351 and encodes 116 amino acids.